Apis laboriosa (Himalayan honeybee) is the source of this 4469-nucleotide messenger RNA. RefSeq lists its product as uncharacterized. The transcript is spliced from 7 exons. The record is from RefSeq and is a predicted model, not a curated record. Lineage: Eukaryota; Metazoa; Arthropoda; Insecta; Hymenoptera; Apidae. The coding region runs from base 58 to 4332 and encodes 1424 amino acids.
CUUUAUUGGUUUACUGUGUAUAUAAUUGGUUGUAAAAUUUAAUACUAAUUGAAAAAAAUGGAUUAUAUAGAGGGAAAAAUAAAAAAAUGGAUUAUACUAAUUCAAACAGAAAAAUUAAAUGAUGUAACAGAAGAUAUACAGGCAAAUGUACUUAAUCAAAAUGAAAAAAUUAAUAAACAUAUUUUCAAACUAUUAUUAUAUCUUUCACAUACUGCAGACAAAUGUGAUAAACAAAAUUACGCCAUAGGAAAAGAAAUAUAUAAAUUGACUUGUAUUUUAUGUUCAAAUUUGAUUGAUGUACCAGAUAAUAAUAGAUUUGUUUCCAGUUUAUUUCAUAUAAUUCGUUGUUUAUUAACAAUGUAUAUGUUUAAUGAGGCAUAUAAUAUAUGUUCUUAUUUAAAAACAGAAACAUUACAUUCUUAUUGUUCUGACAAUGUGAGUGAUAUAUUAAUAAAGAUAGCUUAUUUAUGGCAUAAUGCAAUUAAUAAUGAAUUUAUCAUUUUACAACAAGAUUUAUUAAAUUUGAAACAUAAUUUACAAUUAAGAAAUAUCAUUAAAUAUGAAUUGGAAAUAAUACAAAUUGUAUAUAAAAAUCCUACUAAGCCUUUACUUACAAAAAUUAGUUCGUAUUUAGAUAAAAUUGCAUUGAUAAAUAUAAAACCAAAUACAUAUUUUUCUGAUUUCUAUGCAUUUAUUAUUGAUUAUUUAUUACAAAUAAAAUUAUUUUUAAAUAUUGAAGAUAAACAUGUCAUAUGUCGUCAUAUGCUUCAUAUAACAAGCAGAUUUAUUUGUGAAAAUAUUAAUCAAAAAUUAGUAUUAAAUGUUUUAAAUACUAUAAGUAAUUAUUUCAAAAAAAUUUUAAUAGAUGAUGAAGAAUGUUAUCAGUGUUUUCUAUUCUUUGAAUCUGUGUGCCUUACAUUUGUGAAACCAAUUGAUUAUUUAAUAAAUAGUGUUAAAAAAAUUCAAGAAUUAAAUGAUAAUUAUUUAAAACUUACAAAUAAAUAUGGAUAUAUAGGUCCUGUUAAAUGGAUGACAUUUAGUAUUGUUCAGAUAUUACAAACUUUGUUUAUAUAUUGGGAAACAUGUAUAAAAAUUGAGAAAAAGAUAUGCCUAAAAAAUGAUUUAUUAUUAGAAACAAUAAAGUUAAUUGGACAUAUCAGUAUAUGUUUUCUUAAGCAAACAUCAGACAAAUGUAAAUCUUGUCAAAAUGAAAAUUGUAUGGUUAAGAAAGAUAUUUAUAAUGCAGUAGUGGUAAAAACUACAUGUAUCAAUUUCAUUAGCAAAUUUCCUAAAAGUGAUCUAUCAAAGGAUAUUUAUAUACUUAUUAGAAAAUUUUUUGAACAAAAUAUAAUAUUCAUUCAUGAAAUGAAAAAAUGUAAAUGCAAAUGCUGGACAUAUUUAUGGUCUACUUCUAGUGCUUUGAUUUAUAAUUUAGGUAUAAUGACUGAUUGUUUUUAUGAAGAAAGUGUAUCUUUAUUUUCCUUGUUGUUUACUUCUAUUAUACAAUUUGAUGGAAUUGAAUCAAAGUCACAGUAUAUUAAUCUUCAGAAUCCUAUUAGUUUUACAUUACAUAGAAUAAGUUUUCUUCAUUAUAAUCAUAAUAUGUAUAGAGAAGCAAUGACUGCAACUGCAUUAAAUGCUCUACUGAGCUAUAAUGAUCCAGAUUCAAAAGCAUUUCGAAUGUGGGCAAAUAUAAAACAUAAGUCAGUGACUUCCAAAGAAAUUAUGGAAAUGACCAUACUAGCCUGUUUACAGAAAGAUAAAUCAAAGAUAGAAGAAUUAGGAUUAUUUAUUGAAUUAUCAAAAUAUGAUCUCAUUGAAAUAUGUUUAAAAGAGGCAAAAAGUUUGCAAGAAGCAAAAGUUAAUCUUACUGUUGCUAUUCAAAAAGUUCUUAAUGAAAUGAAAACAUUACAAACAAAUCCGAUACAAUAUGCUCGUGUGGUACAAAUGUUAGUAUAUCAUUCAUUACAUUUUGAUUACAAUGAAGAUAUUUUAGAAUAUAUUAAAGAAGCUCUUUCAAGUUUAAAACAAAUUAAGAUAGAUAAAUCUGUUUUGUAUUUGCAAGGCAAUUUAGAAUUUUAUAUUUUUGUAACACAAUUACGUAUAGUAAAUAAAAAGACUCAAGAAGAAAUAGAAAAUAUGAAAUUUACAUUAUAUGCUACAAAAUUAAAUGAAAUUGGGGAGAAUGAAUCUCAUGAUGUAAUCCCAGCUUAUAGCAUGAUAAAUAUUAAAGAAGAUUCUAGACUUAUGAUGUAUCUACAAACAGCAUUAAAAAAAUGGGGGAAAUAUUUAAAGCAAAAUUUAAAAGAAAUUACGAAUGGAUACGAACCAUUAAUAACUUUACGAACAUUAAUAAUAGCGGGUGAAUAUGCUCAUUUGUACAGAUAUCAAGAAUGUGAAAUCAAUAUAUGGAAAUUUGCAUAUACAUUAGCAUUUGAAUUACAAGACAAUUCAACAAUUAUUUAUGUUAUUGGACGUUGCAUAUCAUUGAGACAUAUUAAUUACGAAUGGAUUACUACUGCUAAAAACCUUGCCUUUAAAUUGAAAGAUACUAAUGAUGAAGACACAAUUUACGCAAUUGCUAUUUUUUGGAUAAGUUUAUCAGAUUUUUAUUUUGAAUGUAAUAUGUAUGAUGAAGCUAGAAAGUUACUUGAUGAAUCCAGGAAACUACCAGGAAUUUCUUUCUUCAGUAAUAUAGCUGUAUAUUUAUAUAGUCUUGAUAGAAUUUUGUACAAUUGUUACUUGUACAAAGAAACUAUUAAACAUGAAGAAUAUACUCGAUACAUUGUUGAAACUUUAUAUACUCUAGUCAAUUUAAAUGAGGAACUUUCUAUAAGAAAAUGGAAACCACAAGAUAAACAUCUUUUUGGACUUGAUAUUCUAUUAUCUACGACUGUUAAUUUAUCUCUCCGAAUGAAUAGUUUAUUAUCUUUUCGAGAAAUCAGUGCCCAUUUAGUACGACGACUAAAAACUGCACAAAUUUUGGGGGCAACUAUAAGAGUUGCAGAAAUUUUAAAAUGCCUCUGUUACAUUGAUUUAUCACGUGAACAGUUAAGUGACUGUGAAAUAAAACUUCAAGGAUUGGAACAUAUUUUAAAUAUUGAAACAUUUAAGGUAUCUAUGAACAGUAAUAUUUCAAAAAUCAAUCCAGAAAAUGUUUUAAUAACACCAACCCGAGCUAUAGAUCCUAUCAGAGACAUUCCUCAAAAUAAUACUUCUCCAAUUCUUCAAAAUAAAGUAUUCAAUUUGCCUGAAUUUAUAUACCAUAAAGGCUGUAAUUGUUAUAUCUGUCAAAAUAUAUCAUAUCAUUAUUUGGUAUUUAUAAGUACACAUAUCAGAGCACAAUUGUAUGCAUUACAAAAAAAUAUCACAGCCUCAUUGCAACACUUUCAUGGAGCAUUUAAGAUAAAAGAAAACUUGAUGAAAACAAAAAAAUUAUAUAAUAAUGAAUAUCUCCCUUGGCAAGAACGUUUUUACAGUAUAGACUAUAUAUUAUUAUUAAUAAACUUUUCUUUCUUCUUAAGAAGUUAUUUUCAUACAAAGCAAGAAAAAAUAAUAAGCAUUAUGUCAUUAGUGGUUCAUUUAUGCGAUAUCUAUAAAUUGAAAGGACAUCCAAUUUUCAUGGCUGUUGAAGAAUUAAUGCUUGAUUAUCGUUUUCAAAAAAUAUUUAAUUCUUCUGACGACGCGGAAUUCAUGGUUUCUGAUUCUUCUGAUAUCGAUAUAAGUAAAUAUGUGCAAAGCGUGAAUAUUGAAGGAACUAUUUGUGUAACACCAACUAUUAAAAAUACUCGUGUGAAAAAACCUAUUACUCUCCGACGUAAUCGAACUCCUCCUCUUUUAAAAUUAACCAAAGUUAAUAUGAACUUCAGCGAUGAUGAAGAUGUUUCUUUGUCAUCAUCAGAAUAUAAAAUUACAAAAUCACGUAGUAAAUUAACGAGAAGAAAAAUUUUAGAUGAAGAAUAUUCUGCUACCGUUAAUCAAACAGAAGAGGAAACAAAUCAAUUCAAAGCUAAUUUGUUAUUACAGGAGUUAAUUGAUAUAAAAAAACACAAUUCGAAUGUUUCAAUAAAAGAAAUAAUUGAAAAGAUCGCAUUGUUAGCACCAGAUAUAUCAGAAUAUUUAUAUAAAAUAGUAGAUAAGAUAGAUGAACCAGCGACAACUAAAAAUAUGCGAAAAUUAAUCAAUGCAAUAGAAAAUCUUAAAGUGAAUACAAUUUCACAAGAAAAUGUUAGAAAAACUCGAAAUUCAAAAAAAAUAAUUUCGAUCGAUUGUAAUAAAAUUAAUCAAGUAAUUGCAUUAUUUAAAGAUUUUGAUAUUAAUGAAGAAAGAUAGUAUUGAUCAAAUGAACAAAAAGAUGUAAUAUUUGAAAUUUCUGAAAAAUUCUAUCUUUUGUAACAACAGAUAUUUUAUUAUGGCAAAAAAACAAUAGAAUUAAAAAAGAUAAGUGAAGAAAAUAUAAAAUAAUUACA